Molecule: messenger RNA, 931 nt
Organism: Colletotrichum godetiae
Lineage: Eukaryota; Fungi; Ascomycota; Sordariomycetes; Glomerellales; Glomerellaceae
Product: AN1-type zinc finger protein
Exons: 2
Coding region: 232-450 (72 amino acids)
Molecular function (GO): zinc ion binding
Source: RefSeq, a predicted model, not a curated record
UCACCUCUGAUUCACUCUCUUCUUCUCUUCCCUCUCUCACUUUUCCCUCAUCCCCUCUCGGUCUUCCACACUUACCGCCUCGCCACUCAAGCUGCUGGACCCUGACGAGUCAUCAUCUGCGAUCAAGUCCGACAUCAUCUCUCGACGCCGCAGCCUACAUAAACAACCAACGUUGCUCUCCGACGAACACACCAACACACAAACCGUCUUUCCUCCCAACAACCACCCAUCAUGCCUCAGAAGAAGAUUCGCUGCACUUUCAAAGAGUGCAAGGAUGCCGCUCAGCGCAUUGUCGGCGACUGCGGGUUCUGCAACGGCCACUUCUGCGGCAAGCACCGCCUCUUAGAGGAUCACAAGUGCGACGGCCUGGAAGACUGCAAGAAGCAAUCACAUGAGCGGAAUGCGGCGCAACUCGAGAGCGAGCGCACGCAAGUUAUCCGCGGGGUAUAAUCGGAUCGACAACCCCGAGACCGAUCCAAACCGCACGCCACCAUGGCACUCACGUAGGCACUCACGUAGCCACACAUAUACGGCAAGAUGCCACGAGUUAGCCUACAAGGCCGAAAACAGCAAGGAUUACACCAUAUCAAGAGCUGUCAGGCCAGUUUAGGGCGCAAGGCUCAUCUCUUAUCGCACGUCCUAGUCAUAUGGUUGGACCUCUGCACGACACGAUGGAUCAGUCAUCUUCGACACAGUUUUUGCGAGAUUUGAAAGCUCGCAUUCAUAAUGCUGCAGCGGUAGCGACGGCGGCGACAACAGCGUUCCUGUUUGGUUUCCGCGUCAUUUGCACGAUUCAGAGCGGCAUCCCGUCUGAAUCCUUACACCAAUGAUGUGUAUCAUACUUCGGCUUAGGGUAGUUUGGCUUCAUACUUCCUCCGCACGGCGUACCGGCGUAUAGUUCAUUUGGAGCGGCCGCAUAGGAGAAGGUUGG